UUGCAAAAGAGAAAGAGAUAGAGGGCGCUCGAUGGUCUCCGUUAGCUGUUUUCGGGGCCUUGUUGAUAUGUCAACACGUAAUUCCAAUCGCCCAGUAAAAGAGUUAAAAAGUUGCUUAAUAUCACGCAAUUAGUGAGCAUUGAUUCAUUAUUAAUUGUUUGCAUGGUGAAACUGUGCGGGAUUCGUGUAAAAACCGUUGGUGACUCACAAGAUUCGUAGUGUUUUCGAGUGGGAAAGUUUCAGUUUGCCGUGCGAGACACCCGCCAUCACUGUGUACAGAAAAGUGUAUAUACGCCGAGUGUGUGUGUGUCGUGUUGUGUCGUCUGGCUCGUGAAAAAAAAACGCCAUGGCAGCACACAAAAACAAUUUAAAAGCUGGGUCCUAGUGAAACUUAUAAAAUAUAUUCAAUCUCUUGACUGCGUAGAACAAGAAACAAAGCCUAAAGAACAAGUUUAGACUUCCCACAUUGGACUGUUUUGAGAAAAGGUGAUCAUCGCUUGUGCAGGAACUCUUCAACGACAAAUACCAAAGAGUGUUUUCAAGUGAAUUUGGCAGUGUUUGUGUGUGAACCAGCAAAAACUGAAAAAAGACAAGAAAGAAAGAACGGGUUUUUUUUUCGGAGAAAAGAAAAGCCGCGCAUCACCUCAUUUGACCCCGCCUCCAACAGUAUUGAAAAGGUUAAAAGAGGUCAUCGAGUGACCUCUGCUGAAUGGCGAUGGAAAGUUCCGUUAUGGUCCAGCCUAAGCGACCCGACUGGCACAAGCAUGAACAAAUGCAAAUCCACCACAGUAAAACCGGCGAGUGUAUAGUCCUCUCGUCUUCAUCUUCGUCGUCGUCAUCCGGUCGUCCGAGUGGCAACAGCGGCGUCGUUAGCAGCGGCGGCGGCAACAACAGCAGCAGUGCUAACAACAGCACAGCCGUCUAUGGCCGGCUGGUGCCCGAAGAACAGCUGGCAGCCCUUGGACGAGGAUUGUCCGUCAUCAAUCCUAAUGCCGCAAUCAAUUCCUCCUCCUUAGGGAGUUCCUCUCUCUCUUUCGGUGGUGGAGCUGGAUCUGCCUCGACGUCAGCCGCCGGCUCUUCCUCCGACUUGCAGACGAUGCAGUCGCGAAUACCUCGUCAGUUUAGAGACCCUGCCUCGGCUCCGCUGCGAAAACUUUCCGUAGACCUCAUCAAAACCUACAAACACAUCAACGAAGUUUAUUAUGCCAAGAAAAAGAGAAGGGCGCAACAGCAAGCCCCAGGCGAAGAUUCCGGUCAGCAGCACAACAAGAAGGAGCGCAAGGUGUACAACGAUGGCUAUGAUGACGACAACCACGACUAUAUCGUCCGGCAUGGCGAACGCUUUCUCGAUCGUUACGAAAUCGAUUCACUCAUUGGCAAGGGCUCGUUCGGUCAAGUGGUCAAGGCCUACGAUCACGAGGAGCAGUGUCAUGUGGCCGUCAAAAUCAUCAAAAACAAGAAACCUUUUCUCAAUCAGGCCCAGAUCGAGGUCAAAUUGCUCGAGAUGAUGAACAAGGCUGAUGCUGAGAACAAAUAUUAUAUCGUGCGGUUAAAGCGCCACUUUAUGUGGCGCAACCACCUGUGCUUGGUGUUUGAGCUGCUGUCGUACAAUCUGUACGAUCUGCUGCGCAACACCAACUUUCGCGGCGUCUCGCUCAAUCUGACUCGCAAGUUUGCCCAGCAGUUGUGCACCGCCCUGCUUUUCCUCUCCACGCCUGAACUGAGUAUUAUACACUGCGACCUCAAGCCAGAGAACAUCCUCUUGUGUAAUCCCAAGAGGUCGGCAAUCAAAAUUGUCGAUUUUGGCAGCUCCUGCCAGCUCGGCCAACGGAUAUACCAGUACAUCCAGUCACGGUUUUACCGAUCACCAGAAGUGCUCCUAGGCAUCCCCUACGAUUUGGCAAUUGACAUAUGGUCAUUGGGGUGUAUCCUGGUGGAAAUGCACACGGGAGAGCCGCUAUUUUCAGGCGCCAACGAGGUGGACCAGAUGAACAAGAUUGUCGAGGUACUGGGCAUGCCACCGCGGGCCAUGCUCGACUCGGCUCACAAGACCAAAAAAUACUUUGACAAACUGCCCGAUGGCUCCUACGUCCUCAAGAAAUCCAAAGAGGGCAAAAAGUAUAAAGCGCCGGGCCAUCGCCGCCUUCACGACAUCGUCGGUGUGGAAUCAGGUGGUCCUGGGGGUAGAAGAUCGGGUGAAAUCGGACACUUUGUAUCGGAUUACCUCAAAUUCAAGGAUUUGAUAUUGCGGAUGCUGGAUUACGACCCCAAGACGCGUAUCACACCUUACUAUGCUCUUCAGCACAAUUUCUUCAAGCGGACGGCCGAUGAGGGCACCAAUACGCACAAUAAUUCGGCCUCUACCAGUCCAGCCAGCAUGGCGGAUCAUUCCAGUCAGGCGGUGAUGGCGGCGGCAGCAGCGGCGGCGGCUGCCGCAGAAAGUAGAGCGCGGUCGGAUCCGAGUCACGGUGGUCCCGUCAAUUAUUCGGCCAUCGUGUCGGGCUCGUCGACAGCCUCGACAGCAGUCCAGUCUUCUGCUAUGGAGUGCGAAAGUCCCAGAGGUCUACCUCCUUAUCUGCACCAGCAGCAACAGCAGGGCUCACGGCCGCAUCCUCACCACCUGCCCACUUACUCCAACUCUUCGUCGUCCUCAUCAGCGGCGGCGGCCGCCGGAAGGAGAUACGCGUCUCAUCUGGAUGCAAGUGGUGGUGGUGGUGUAGGACUUCAAGUGCUGAAUAGCGGCAAUCCAAGUGUCUUUGCGUCCGGAUCUUCGGCGUUCAUCGGAUCAAGCUCGGCUUUCUCGGUGGGUAGCAACAACGCGGCCACGUACAGCAACCUGAGCGGUGGAGGAAGUGGAGUGAACUAUAUCGGUGGGCCUUCGGCAGCUUUGUCGGCGACGACAUCAUCGCUAGACUGCACGCAGAGCGGCAGCCUCAACUUGCCCCUAUAUCAGACCCCCUACAGUUUAGUUCAUCCGCCCGGACCCAGCGGUCUGUCCACCAACUCGUCUGGUUACUUCAACGCCUCAUCCUCCUCCAAUUCCAUCUACCCCUUCCCUUCCAGUCACGGGAGUAGCAAUAUCAAUAGUAGCAGUAGCGCGUUUAGCAGUAUGAAUGGUCCAACAGCUUCGUCAUCCUCUUCCGCUAAUCAGCUCAUCUACGCCAACGAAAUGCCGUCGGCGACAGGAUCGGCCGUGGGUGGCGGAGCCAUCAAGAAUUCUCGGUCGGGCCCUCCACAGGCGACGUCGGCCAGCGGUAGCAGCGACAGGUCCGACAGUCCCAUGCAAGUGGGCGUUUGCGUCCAGCAAAGUCCCGUAGCAAGCCACUGACAGAUUGUUUUAUUUUAACACAUUUUGAAUUUUGUUUUUCUUCUUCUUUUACGACGCUGUUCUCUUUUGUAGACACACACACACAGGCAGAGUAGAGAAAGAAAGUGAGCGAGUGAAAGCAAAAGUCGUGUGAAAAUAAUAAUGAACCACACAACAACCCCCCCUUCCCUUCUUAUCCAUCCGGAAUGAAAACCUUGAUGGAUUUUGUUUUGCUCAACCUUAGUACUACUGUAUUUUUCAUGACCGCGAAAUGUUUUUUCUCUCUUUUUUAUAUUAGCGAAAAUAAUUAUGCCACACGACUCCUUACGUCCCCCCCCCCACCCCCCACCAAUCGAAUUAUCUGCAAUGUUUUAUUCCCGAAUUUUUUAAAAAGAGAAUCCCGAAUCAAUCACCCGAAUUUUUUUGUGUUUAAAGCAAAAGAAAAAAUGAAUACCAACCUGAAAUGAUUUUCUAAAAAAUAUUAAUUAUUAGCUGGUUUGACGCGGAAAGAGUUCCUAUCCAUCGUCGUCUCCCCCUCUACAAACUGCCUCAUUUUGAUUUUAAGUAGCAUCAAAAGCCGAUCCUUCUUAAUAUAAUUUCUCCUCCGCAACUACUACAUCAACUUCACUCUCCUCCGAAUCUGUCUUUUUAAAAUUAGAUCCGCAAAUAAAAAAGCGACCAAAAUGAACAAAAAAGAGAAACAUGUAAAAA
Daphnia pulicaria is the source of this 4018-nucleotide messenger RNA. It is a transcript of the gene mnb, whose product is annotated as dual specificity tyrosine-phosphorylation-regulated kinase 1B-like. Lineage: Eukaryota; Metazoa; Arthropoda; Branchiopoda; Diplostraca; Daphniidae. Bases 710 to 3328 code for a protein of 872 amino acids. Gene Ontology annotation, cellular component: nucleus. Gene Ontology annotation, molecular function: protein serine/threonine/tyrosine kinase activity; transcription coactivator activity; protein serine/threonine kinase activity. The transcript has 8 exons. Gene Ontology annotation, biological process: peptidyl-threonine phosphorylation; peptidyl-serine phosphorylation; protein autophosphorylation. The record is from RefSeq and is a predicted model, not a curated record.